Hydra vulgaris (swiftwater hydra) is the source of this 771-nucleotide messenger RNA. The record is from RefSeq and is a predicted model, not a curated record. Lineage: Eukaryota; Metazoa; Cnidaria; Hydrozoa; Anthoathecata; Hydridae.
AAACGGAAAUGUAUUCUGUUAUUUUAACGGAAAGUAUCUGUAUAGAUGUAUGGAUACGUGUAUGGAUGUAUCUAUGGAUAGUGUUCGAUUGACGUCACGAUAUAAACAGUGUUGUUCCGACGCCAUAUUGUGAGACACUCUCAGAGUAUCAGCAAGGCACCACUACAACCUUGGAUUACUGCAGAAAAGAGUGGAAAUAUUUUAGCUGCACACUGCAACUGUAUGGCAGGCUUGGCUGAAACAUGUACUCAUGUCAGUGCCACGCUCUUUGCAAUUGAUGCUUUUGUGCACCUAGAAAAGAGCCGAACUGUUACUGAAGAAGCGGCAUAUUGGAUGUUACCAUCAAAUGUAAAGGAAGUAAAAUAUUCUAGGCUAAAAAACAUUAAUUUUACAUCGACAACAAACAUGAAAAGAAUUCUUGAUACUAAAUUAUCUCAGACACCUGCUAGACAAUAUCAAUUGCUGCCUCAUCCGUUUGUAGAACCACCCAACGCUUGGGAAAUGAACAAUUUUUUUCAAAUUCUGCAUGACACUGGUGUUAAACCAAGUAUUCUGUCAAUAGUACCUGUCUUCGUUGAAUCUUACGUUCCUAGGUUUUCAUCUUCCUUGCAGCCCUGGAUUUGCGAAGACCUAGAAAAAAACGGUUCGAGAGCACAACCUUCUUUACUUGAAAAAGUAAGUACUACUACAUCAGUUGGUGAAGCCGCUAUUUCCACUGCAAUGGAUACUGAAGACAUUGAUUUCAACAUUGGAUAAAUCUGUUUUUGUCUA